This is a messenger RNA of Electrophorus electricus (electric eel), 4274 nucleotides long. It is a transcript of the gene ahcyl2b, whose product is annotated as adenosylhomocysteinase like 2b. Gene Ontology annotation, cellular component: cytosol. Gene Ontology annotation, biological process: L-methionine cycle. NCBI's taxonomy places the organism in Eukaryota, Metazoa, Chordata, Actinopteri, Gymnotiformes, Gymnotidae. The record is from RefSeq and is a predicted model, not a curated record.
UGCGGUUAUUUAACCUCGAGAAGCCGUUUGUGUCGCGCUCUCUUCGUUCGUAUAGGAAAAAGCACUGGAUUGCAGCGAUGUCAGUUCAGCUUAUGGCAGCGAAAAUGGCCGAGGUCGAAUUAAAAGAUGUCCCCAAUAAAGAAUUGUCUGCUGUUUCACCAGUGACACCUAAAGCAGACGAAAAGGGUUUGUUAAACAGCGAAUGUAAUGCUUCGGCACCGUCUCCGACAUCGCAGGCCACUGUGAAGGGGGAUCCGAGUCCGGUAACCUCGACGCCGAAUCCAAUGAAGAUGCCUCAAGCAUCCGCGAUGAAGCGGCCAGAUCCACAACAAAACGGCGGCGAAGCAUUUGUUAAUCGCGAUGGCACGGUUGCAGAGGCUCCAAGAAUGAAAAAGCAGAUCCAAUUCGCAGACCAGAAGCAGGAGUUCAACAAGCGGCCCACCAAGAUAGGCCGCCGAUCUCUAUCUCGCUCCAUCUCCCAGUCCUCAACCGACAGCUACAGCUCAGCUGCCUCUUACACUGACAGCUCAGAUGACGAGACCUCUCCUCGGGACAAGCAGCAGAAAAACUCCAAGGGUAAUGGAGAUUUUUGCAUCAAGAACAUCAAACAGGCUGACUUUGGUCGCAGGGAGAUUGAGAUUGCUGAGCAAGAGAUGCCAGCUCUCAUGGCUCUGAGGAAGAGGGCUCAGGGAGAGAAGCCCCUGGCUGGAGCUAAAGUGGUGGGCUGUACUCACAUCACAGCCCAAACUGCUGUGCUAAUGGAGACCCUGUCCGCACUAGGGGCUCAGUGCAGGUGGGCUGCCUGUAACAUCUAUUCCACCCAGAAUGAGGUUGCAGCCGCCCUGGCAGAGGGAGGUUUCUCUGUGUUUGCUUGGAAGGGGGAGUCUGAGGAUGACUUCUGGUGGUGCAUUGAUCGCUGUGUCAACGUGGAAGGCUGGCAACCCAACAUGAUCCUGGAUGAUGGUGGAGACCUGACACACUGGAUCUAUAAGAAGUAUCCCAGCAUGUUCAAGAAGAUUAAAGGCAUUGUGGAGGAGAGUGUGACUGGAGUUCACAGGCUGUACCAGCUUUCCAAGGCUGGCAAACUGUGUGUGCCUGCUAUGAACGUCAAUGACUCAGUCACCAAGCAGAAGUUUGACAACCUGUACUGUUGCCGGGAGUCCAUCUUGGAUGGUUUGAAGAGGACCACCGAUGUGAUGUUUGGAGGGAAACAGGUGGUCGUGUGUGGAUAUGGAGAGGUUGGAAAGGGCUGCUGUGCUGCUCUGAAGGCAAUGGGCUCCAUUGUCUAUGUCACAGAGAUUGACCCCAUCUGUGCUCUGCAGGCCUGCAUGGAUGGCUUCAGACUGGUCAAGCUGAAUGAGGUCAUCAGACAAGUGGACAUCGUCAUCACCUGCACAGGCAAUAAGAACGUGGUGGUGCGGGAGAACCUGGACCGCAUGAAGAACGGCUGCAUCGUGUGCAACAUGGGCCACUCCAACACCGAGAUCGAUGUGGCCAGUCUGCGGACCCCUGAGUUGACCUGGGAGCGUGUGAGGUCACAGGUUGACCAUGUGAUCUGGCCUGAUGGGAAGAGAAUAGUGCUCCUGGCGGAGGGUCGUCUCCUCAACCUGAGCUGCUCCACUGUACCCACCUUCGUCCUGUCCAUCACAGCCACAACUCAAGCCUUGGCCCUGAUAGAACUGUACAAUGCUCCAGAGGGCCGCUACAAACAGGACGUCUACCUACUGCCUAAGAAAAUGGAUGAGUAUGUGGCCAGCCUUCACCUGCCCACGUUCGAUGCCCAUCUCACCGAGCUGACUGAUGAGCAGGCAAAAUAUCUGGGCCUCAACAAGAACGGACCCUUCAAGCCAAACUACUACAGAUACUAAACCACCUUGCACAUGGAAAAAGAAGACUAGAGAAGUUAGUGCAACUCCUCAGUCCAUACUGAGAGGGGGAAGGGGCUUGAGCCUCACUUUCCGAGGGGGGUGGGGGGGGCUCUGUGCUCAUUGGCCAUGAGUGUGGCUAAUGAUGGCUACAGCAGUGUUUUAUUUAUUUUCUGCUAGAAUAAAAUAACUCUAAUAAUUUUAUGAGCUGCUACUGCUGGUGGCCAAUCCUAGCACCAUUUUCAUGGGGAAUUCAUUGUUUCAUCCUCCAUUAGCUUCAUGGGUCAAUUGUCUGUAAUUAAUUUAGAGAUAUUUUGUUGUUUAAUUAUGGCUAGGCUAAUGUUGAAAAAACCUGAAAAAAAGGUAAACUAAACAAAUGUGCUUUUUUUUUUUUACCAUUGGUUUUGUGAAGAUGUGUCACUUGUCUUAUUGUCUUUAUUUUCAGUUCUGGUGAUUUUUUAAAAAAAUUCCUUCCUCCUUGUGUUAAAUGAUGGGUUGGGACAAAAUUACAGUUGGGUCAUGGAGUCCCCGUCAUUCCUGUCUGUAGAUCACGUUAUUCAGAUGUCUUUAUCUUUGUUUCUUUCUUUGUUUUUUAAAGUUGUGUUGAUUUUUACUAAACAUUUUAGAACUUUGUUCUAUCUCGGUUCUGAAUAAAAGUAGACUAGUUAAAAUUUAACUGGAUACUGACAGAUGUGGGGCAGGGCCUCUUUCCCCAAUUGUCACUCAAACUGGAAGCAAAUUAUUUCAUUGGCGAGAGCAUCAUCAUCUCAAUGUGUCUCCCAAAUGUGAGCACACUGUGUGUUGAAAUGAAGCCAGUAUUGAUGUUUUAAAAUGUUCCCUCUGACCAUUUCACAAAUUCUCUAGGUCUGGAUUUUAUUUCCACAUAAUUACAUUAUUGCAGACAUGUAGUCAAUCACAGGGGUGUAUAUUUAGAUAUUUAUACAGAAAAUUAAGAUUUUUCUAUCUUCUGCCUCCCAUUUGUUUUUGUUCCCAUGAAAUCGUUCUCUGUCAUUAUAAAGAUAAGCAAUUAAAUGUUAUGAUCUUCUAGUGUAAUAUUAAAUGUACUCAAACCUUCAUUUUAUAUACUGUGAAGUAGAGACUAUUUCAAUGAGAUACCAAAUGUACAGUCAAACCGGUACCAUGCUUCUUUGCCCGGUCCUUUGCUGACUGGGAGCAGCAGCAGAACCAAGGGAAAGGGGGGGGGGGGGGGGGGUUAUAGCCAGGAGGGAUUUAGUUGCACAUUUUCUUGUCUGGACGGUUGAUCAGAGUGAACCGGUUCGGUUUUACUGUGUGCAGAACUGUGACGUGAAAGAGCUACCUUUGUGACAGGCUUAUUCUAAUCUAAUAAAAUGGGGACCUUUUAUUUUACCACACUUCUGAAUAUCUUUUUGGCAGACGCUUGCCUCGUCCUUUGCCAUCUGUGUGUUUGGCGUAAAGGGAAUGACUUGCUACUACCAUUUCCUCACUGUCCCACUCUGCCUGCCUGGGCCCUGUUGUGGGAGCAGGGAAACCCUUUGGUACUGUGGGCUCCCUUGGUGCACUGCCUGGCUGGCAGAAGGAUAUUUGGAGUCCAUCCUUGCUUAAGCCUUUUCCUUUUCUUUUCAAGCUGGUCACAUUUCUCAUAAACUUUCAUGCAACAUAUACAAUCAGAUUAUAUUUUAUGUUGUCCUGAUACAGCAGUGUUAAAUAGGUCCACUUUAGGAUCCCCACAGAAUUUCUGUGUUGUGCAAGCCAACCCUAACUCAUUUUAAUUUUUCAAAAAGAUAAUUUUUCUAAAUCUCCUAGAGGUCACAUGAAUUUUCUUUACCAAAACUAUACGUGGUGUAAAAACUGUGCAGAUGUGCUCUACUGCAUCUCUGUUUGAGUGCAAGUUUUUACCCCAUCCAUCUAAACUGCCCUUAUAGACUCAGUCUCUUCAGCUGUCUACCUUUGCACAUAACUCAUACUGUUUGUCAUAUGGGUUAGCACAUAUCUAGAUGUGUUAAACCCAUUGUUUUAAUGUUUUUAACCUUGACCCCCACCCCACAAAUGUUCUUUCUGCAUCUGUGUGCAUGUGUGUGUGUGUGUGUCUGUGUGUGUGUACGGGUUUUCUGGAAGGCCAGAACUUUUGUUGCUGUGUUGCUGUUGACUCCAGAUCCAGGUGCAUGUAUAAGGCUGCUGUGAUCUGUGGUCUCACAGAAACAUGCGCACCAGGUCGACACCAGCAUCUCGUAUGGAGAGCAAAUUUAAUAGGAACUAAAUCAGAUUCACUCCUGUAUUUAUUUUAUUGAAUACAAAUAAAAGUCUUUUACUCUUAAUUUGUCAAAACCAUGUUUAAAUAUUGCAAGUGGUAAUGGUAGAUGAGCAAUAAUCAAUAUGUAACCCUAAAGAAUGAAAAUAAAAUUCAUAAAAAUGUACUCAAGAAAGUUG